Pecten maximus is the source of this 2389-nucleotide messenger RNA. Its product is annotated as serine-aspartate repeat-containing protein F-like. Bases 77 to 2278 code for a protein of 733 amino acids. The record is from RefSeq and is a predicted model, not a curated record. The transcript is spliced from 6 exons. NCBI's taxonomy places the organism in Eukaryota, Metazoa, Mollusca, Bivalvia, Pectinida, Pectinidae.
CACAGUAGCGUUUUGAACGACAUCAUUCCAGCGAUACCAUUUUUUACUUUCGCAGCCGCUUUCAUUUUACCAGGAUAUGAUCAUGGUCAGGUUUGUGAUAUUUCUUUCUAUCACGGCUCUCCUGUCAAUACCGGGUUUGGCGGCUCCGUUCAGUAGUGAUACUGAUGUUAUAGAAGAUGUGAAUAACCAGAUAACACAGACACUUGAUCAGAUUCUUGAUUCGGAUACUGGUGCCGACAUGGCCGAGGACGAUAGAAAAAAGAGAGAGAUUUAUUCAGUCAACAGUCCAUACUCACAAACGAAAAAAGAUGAUGACUCCGACGAGAAAAGUGAUGCGACCGAUGAAACCUCUGAAGACGAGGACGUAAACGACAUCCGCCGGAAGAGGAGUAUCCUCGAUGAGAUAUCAUCCAUUGGAAGUCCGAGCAGUUCUUCAACGCCCAUUCAGCCAACAAACGACGUCAACAUUGAUGAAGAUGAUGGUAAUGAUGAUGAUGAUGAUGCUGAUGCUGAUAAUGAGAAUGGUAAUGACGAUGAAAAUGACAGGAGGAAGAGAGAUAUCGAAUCUCAGUUAGAGGAAGAUGAAGACAAUGGUGAUGAUAUAAUGUUAGAAAGAAGGAGGAGAGAUACUGAAACGGAAAUUGAUGGUAAUGAAGACAACGACGAUGAUAAUGAUGAAUUCGAUGAAAAUGACAUAUCAGUUCGGAGGAAAAGAGAUACAGACUCGAAUAUGAUUAACGACGAAGACAUUGACAGUAUAAUGGAUAUGGUGAAAAGGGAUACACGAGUAACUAUGGUGAAACCUGCUGCUGGUGUCAAAGCAGCACCCGUUGACAAAUCGGGUAACGUGUUAAUUACUCGGAAAUCAAGAGAUGUUAGUGGAAAAGAGAACACUGAUAGUGAUGAUGAUGAUGAUGAUGAUGAUGAUGAUGACGUCGACGAAGAUGUUGAAGAAAAGGAUAAUGAUGAUGACAAGAACUCGAAGAGGAAGAAAAGAGACAUACAAUUGAAAAAAGAACCGGUUGCUCAUGACAAGGUCACACACAGUGAUGAAUCUGACGAUGUUCCUGUCAUCCGAAAUGUAAGAGAUAACGCCGACGGCAGCGAUGGUGACGAUGAUCGUGAAAAGAAGAGAAAGAAGAAUGAUUUAAGAAAAGAGACAGACGAAAAUGACGAAGACGACGACUUUGACGAGGAUGAUGACGGUACACUAGUAUUACGGCGAAAACGCGAUUUGAGUGACGACGAAGACGAUGAUAAUGCUGAUAUUGUCGAUGAAGACGACAACGAUGAAAAUUUAGAAAGACGGAAACGUGAAGCGUUUGAAAAUGUUAUCGGCCUAAAUGAGGAAGAUAAUGACUCUAUAAUCAGAGUUAGAAGAACCGUCCCAGUGAAGCCCGCCUCUCCUACUCCCCAGCCUUCCUCUAACACAACCUCGCCGACCCCAUUGUCAACCUCCGAGGGUCUACUGCAAAAGUUUCUUCAGAGGUCGACAGUUAACCCUUUUACCGCGUCAGCUUCAAACGACGACGAUGACGACGACGAUGAUGAUAAUGAAGCAGACGAUGAUGACGACGACGACAGCGAUGACGACGACGACGACGAUGAUGAUGUUCCCACUUCAAAAAAGAAAAAGGAAUUAAAAAAACAACUUCGAUCCCUCGUUAAAAGCAUGAGGAGGCACAAGCGAGAAGCACCAGGCUAUGUUCCUCGGUAUACUGAUGCAGACGAUGACCUUCAGAAAAAUGACAUCUUUACUGAAAAUCGACAUAGUGAGAUCAACCUAAAUAACACACAAAAACACACGCAUAUACAUAUCAGGGAACCGUCCGACUUUAGUAUCAAUGGGAUUUCCAGGAAAUCUGCAUCCACCAUGAUAGAUGUUCAUCCGCAUGCUCCGGAAAUAACUCAACUCACAAGUAGUAACGAUGUGUCAUUGGCAACAACGAAACAUAUGGGCGGGGAACCCUCAGGUCCGAUAGCCACUAAGCGGAGCCUUGGCCAGCGAUACUCUACGUUCUUUACGAAAGAUGCAAAACGUCGUGUGUCCUGGGUGGAGCCAAAGAUGAUGAAAAACUGCUGGGCACAAACCAUGCUAGCCUCGCGGUUCGGAUACUCACCCAGUUGUAAUGCUGAUGGCUCGUUCUCACCCAAACAGUGCUUUCUAGAAAGAUGCUGGUGUGUCCACAAAGACGGAAGUCCCGAGAACCAGGAUAUAAAUACCCGCUUUGUAUACUCCAUAGCGGCCAUUAUGAUGGAGUGUGCGCAGAAUCCAUAACCAUAAGUAGCCAUUCUUUAUCCGGAAUGAUCCUUGGGGCUGACUAACGCACUGUGUGCGUAAUGAAUUAAAAUUGAAGCUCAGAUACAAUAAUAAAGUUAUUUGUGUGUU